AUGAAUGCAAUAGAAUUAAGAAAUUAUAUAGAUCAAUUAUUCCUUUACUAUUAUGGCAAAAAGGGAGUCGAUAAUCAUAUCGACACGAUUCUAGGUUUUAUAGUCGAUGGCAAGAUGACUUGUGAAAGUGCUGCUCUGUACAUUGAAUCUUUAUCACAACAAUUCCCAGACUAUUAUAUACUCAAGAAUAUUUCCCCUGAACAUAUUAAACAAAAAGCUCAACAUCAACAACAACAAUCAAUUUUAACAAAUAAUAAUCAUAUUCAACCACAACCUGUACAACAACAAUUUACUCCCUCUUCUUCUUCUUCUACUCCUGCCUCUUCUUCUUCUUCUACUCCUGCCUCUACUUCAUCUUCUACUACUACUACAAUUAAAUCAUAUUAUGAUUAUGAUACAAAACAAUUUAAUAAGGAAAAGAUUAAAAAUGAAAUGAAUAUGGAAACAUCUAGAAUCUAUGUAAAUGAAUUGUAUACUGUUUAUACUGGUAGAUUGGGAGACCCUGCAUCAAGUAAUUAUUUGGUUACAUCAUUAUUGGAUGGAUCAUUGUCUAUACAACAAGCAGAACUACAUGUCAAAUUCUCAAAGGAAUCCAAAGUGUUUGCCGUACAACAACGUCAAAAGGAAGAGAAACGUAGUAAAGCACAAGAAUAUGUAUUUGAAUUGUACAAGGUAUUUUUUGGUCCAACCUAUAUACCACCGCCAGAAGAUGUAAUGAAAUAUGUCAGAGGUAUUGUCGAUCAAGCUUCACCAGACUAUCAAUCAAUCGAAGAGGAAAUCAAAGAAAAGGCAAUACUAAAUGUUAAUGUACCAAUAAAGAAACCAUGUUUCUCAGAGCUGGAGAAUGCAGUGGCCUCUUUUAGCGUUACUCAUAUCAAACACGACAAAUUGGCUGCAAUUAAAAGAUUGCAACGUUAA
Messenger RNA from Cavenderia fasciculata, 918 nucleotides. RefSeq lists its product as uncharacterized. The transcript has 3 exons. Bases 1 to 918 code for a protein of 305 amino acids. The record is from RefSeq and is a predicted model, not a curated record. NCBI's taxonomy places the organism in Eukaryota, Evosea, Eumycetozoa, Acytosteliales, Cavenderiaceae.